UGGAUUUUGUUAAACCUCUGUAAUCCCUCUUCUCUCUCUUCUCUUUCUCUCUCACACACUUACACACACAGAGGAUGGAGACGAUGCAUCAUCGUCUUCCUUGCUUCUCUAUCGAGGUGCCUGUUCCAGAUUUCUCCUUCAAUCAGCAGACCUCUUGCUUGUUUGUGUCAAAAUCGGCCUCGUUCUCUUCAUUUUCUACUAGGAAAAUCUCUAUAAGCCUGAGGAAAUCCUCAAUUGCGACGGCGGUUGGUAAAGGGAAGAAGAAAUCCGAUUCUCAUAGCUUCGUCUCCAGACCAGAUGAAGCUUCCGGCUUUUUUCCAGAAGCUGUUUUGCUCAAAGAGAAGAAAGUUCAGGAAGAUGGAACAAUUCUCCCUGAAUUUGCAGAUGAUGAUGAAAGAGAACUCUUUGAACAACUGAAUCUUGAACUGGAAAGUGAUCUUGGACUGAAGAGGAUGAGACACUAUGAAGUUGUAUACUUGAUUCAUGAAGAUCACGAUGAAGAGGUGGAGAAUGUGAACUCCAAAGUCAGAGAUUUCUUGAAAGAAAAACAAGGAAGGUUAUGGAGGUUCAGUGAUUGGGGUCUUAGAAGGCUGGCUUAUAAGAUAAAGAAAGCAAAGAGAGCUCAUUACAUUCUAAUGAACUUUGAAAUAGAUGCGAAAUGGACUGACGAAUUCAAGAGUUUGCUGGAUAAGGAUGAAAGGGUUAUUCGCCACCUUGUGAUGAAGAAAGAUCGGGCUGAAACUGAAGACUGCCCCCCACCUCCUGAGUUCCAUGCUCAAAAUUUUGACAUGUAUGAUGUAGAUGAAGACGAAGAUGAUGAUGGCCAAGAAGAAGAAGAAGAAGAAGAUGACGAUGAUCAAGAAGAAGAAGGCGAAGUAGACAUAGACAAUGAAAGUAACAUUAUCUAUGUGGAGGAAGAACAAGAAGUAGAUGAUUACAUGGUAAAUAAGAACACAAAAAAGCAACCUAAUGUUAGCCAGACCAGACAGAGAUGAUAGAGAUCUGUUCAUUUUUAGGUUUGUUUUAUCUUCCUCUAUUGUGUUGUAUUUUUCUUUGGCUGGAAAUUGUAGUAUUUUGCUAAGAUCACAAAGAUCUUAGACUAUAAAUUAAGGUUUCAUUAGAUAAAAGAUUUUCCUCCUUAUA
Molecule: messenger RNA, 1143 nt
Organism: Impatiens glandulifera
Lineage: Eukaryota; Viridiplantae; Streptophyta; Magnoliopsida; Ericales; Balsaminaceae
Exons: 5
Coding region: 75-995 (306 amino acids)
Biological process (GO): translation
Cellular component (GO): ribosome; cytosolic small ribosomal subunit
Molecular function (GO): structural constituent of ribosome; small ribosomal subunit rRNA binding
Source: RefSeq, a predicted model, not a curated record